UCCCACGCUGAUUUUUCCGAUCCUUGUUUCUCUAUGAUAGCUCAUGGUUGGUCUCUAGCCCUCCCCCACUGCCUUCUCUCAUCUCCAAUAUCCCACUCCUCCUAGUACGCUCUCUUCCUGGAAGGACUACACCUCCCUCCUUUCUCUCCAUGACUCCCUUCGAUCUGAACCAGGCAUGUGUUGUCCCCUCGGAAGAGGGGGACAGAGAUCUAGGUCACCUCCCUACCUCCGCCCUAGCAGAUCGUGCUUCUUCCUUCUCGUGUUCCGAUCUCUUCAGCAGCCGCCAUGAUCAAGGAGCAGAUUAUUGCACGGGCCGUCACGUCCAGCAGCCACUGCAGGAGGCCAGGGAGCUGUUCCUGAGAGCGGGAUCGAGCGAUCGCAUGACACAGCAUCCUGCCGACGCCGACGACGACGAUGCUCUCAAACUCUCUCUUUGCGAUCUGGACAAUAUCACGGAAGAAGAAGGAGAAGACGAAGAAGAAGAAGAAGAAGAAGCGGAUAGGCCCGGUAAAUGGAUGUCCUCCAAGAUGCGGUUUAUGAGGAAGAUGAUGAAUUCCACUCACUUCGUGGUGAGCAAACCGAGAGGAAGCAUGCUACUCUCUGAAGACCAAAGCCAAAGAAGCCAAGGGUUCGGUACAGGCAAUCAAAGCAACGGAAAUGGUAUCAUCAGAAUCUGCAGCGACUGCAACACAACCAAGACUCCUCUGUGGAGGAGUGGGCCUCGCGGCCCCAAGUCGCUCUGUAACGCAUGUGGAAUACGGCAAAGGAAGGCGAGGCGUGCCAUGGCAGCCGCAGCGGCUCUGAACGGCGGAUUGAUCCCCGCCACUGCUCCGGCCAAAGUGAGAAAAGAGAAAAAGUUGGAUAUCGAUCGAACUCUCCCAUUCAAGAAACGGUGCAAGGUUGACGCUUCCAGUGCGACCGCCAAGAAGCUUUGCUUCGAUGAUGUUCAAUUAAGCUCCAACAAGAACACAGCGAUCCAGAAGGUGUUCCCGCAGGAAGAGAGAGACGCAGCGAUACUGUUGAUGGCUUUGUCUUGUGGCCUGAUCCGCAGCUGAGCGUUUGUUUCCUUCCUUAUUCUUGAGUUGUUUUCUCUUAUCAUAAGUGAACUCUAUAUUUGUGCUGGUGUGACUACUAAUUACUUGUGUGUUUGCCAAGUGAGGGAGAACGCAGUAAGUGAGCUAAUAAACUUGUGGAAGAAAUAGGGUUUGCUUGAGAAUAUCAAUACAUUAUUGUUGUUCUUGAGGA
Musa acuminata AAA Group (dessert banana) is the source of this 1245-nucleotide messenger RNA. Its product is annotated as putative GATA transcription factor 22. The transcript is spliced from 3 exons. The record is from RefSeq and is a predicted model, not a curated record. Bases 150 to 1055 code for a protein of 301 amino acids. Gene Ontology annotation, biological process: regulation of DNA-templated transcription. Gene Ontology annotation, molecular function: sequence-specific DNA binding; zinc ion binding. NCBI's taxonomy places the organism in Eukaryota, Viridiplantae, Streptophyta, Magnoliopsida, Zingiberales, Musaceae.